Diabrotica balteata is the source of this 1810-nucleotide messenger RNA. Lineage: Eukaryota; Metazoa; Arthropoda; Insecta; Coleoptera; Chrysomelidae. The record is from the annotation of a GenBank genome assembly.
AAAGAGGCUGACAGUGACAGAUUGGAUGAAAAGUUGAGAUAUGUAAAGUAAAUAAACUUUACUUCAUAUGCGAUAAAAAAGGAGUAGUAACAUACAAUAAUAAACAUUCGCCUUCUAUAUGUUAAACCAAGUUAGAUAAUAAUAAGUGCUUUUCUACAAUGGGGUGCUGUUACAGCUUUUUUUGCAAGGACGAGACCUCCUCACAGAUUGGAGAGCCUAAUGAAAGAACACAUUUGUUAGUAGAUCCAGUAUCAAAUAGCACAAAUAUUCACAUAACAAACAGUGAAGAUAUUUUAAGCCGAAAUUCAAAUAAUUUACCUAAGAAGACUGAUGAGCAAUCUGCACUGAACAGAAUUUUACAAGAAACUGCAACAAAUGUGAUUGAUGUAGCUGCUUUAGACUCACAUAAUUUGCAGCAACAUGAAUAUGUAGAAAGGAUGAAAAUUUAUAAUAUAAAAGUCCAACAAGUGUUAGCGAGCAAUAAACACAAAUAUAGUAAAAAGUUAAAUUCCAUACUACAAGAUAUUCCCAACCCAGAUAAGGUGCUAAACUCAGAACCAAUAAAUGCUGACGAUUUAAAUAUGAUUUCGUCAUCUGUGAAUUUGGCAGUGAAUAGCAUUAACGAUAUUAAGGUAGACCAUAAAGAAGACCUAGUGGUGCCGUUUGGACUGAAUUGUUGAAAACAUUUAGGGAUAUGAAGUACGGAUUUGUGUGCUAGGAGACUGUUGUCAAAAUUUUAUUACAUUUAAGUUAAAAAAAAUCAAUAUCAGCCUAUGAUAGCCAAUGCACUAUCUCCUAAACAUAUAUCCUGAAUCGGAUAGUACAGCAUGACUCGUUUUGAAAAUGUAUUUAAAUAACCUUUAAAUUUGAGGAAAGUAAUCUAAAGUUCUCAGAACAUUAAAAACGUUAACGUUAUACAAACUUAUGUAAUUAAGUCUAAAAAUAUAAUAGAGUGCACUGAAAGGCUUUUCUUAUUUAUUUAUUGUGCAAGAUUCCAGAUUUCAGUAUAAAACUAGUUUUCGUUAUGAUUACCAUUUAAGACUUUAUUGUCACAUAUUACUAUUGCAUAUACAUAUUUCUGAUAGACAACAAUAGUAGUUACACUACUCGCUCAUUUUAUUUGUAAAGUUUCAUGCUCCUUUUGAUUCUAAACGAACCUCUCAGAUUAUACUAUCACCACACCAGUUUGUUUUAUACUUUUUUAAGAUUCACUUAUACUUUUUUAUAAGUUUUAUGCCUUUUUGGAAGAUUAGCUCAGUGAAAAGAAAAAAAAACAAAGUUAACGAUUUGCUAAAUAAUAUUGGAUGUUUCAAAGUUGUUUUGCAUAUGUAUCAGCCAUAUAUUGUUCCUUUAUUUUAGAUCACACUAAUUUGUACUAUUUAUUAACCAGUUUAUUCUGAUAAUUUAUUGUUAAAUCGACUGGGAUUCGAAAAAAUGUCUACUUUAGAUGACCUGUUUUCUGCGUAUUACCUUUUUGUCAACAAAAAAUGGUAUAGAUUAUCUUUCAGAAACAAACUAUAAUUUUCAUUAUAAAGAGCGGUGUAUUAUGCACCAGAAAUCAUGAAUGCCUGUCUUUUCUCUAUUAAAGUAUUUCUGCAUACAUUACAACAUGUUUCUGCCUAGUUAGGCUUCAUGGAGUAGUUGUAGAUUUGGAUAGAGAAAUGCAGGGCUUUUAACAAAGCUGUUUACUUAACUGACUAGCCAUGCCACGUUGCGCCAUCUAUUUUUGAUGACAGAAAAUUGACACCACGGUGUGUCUCUUAUUUGAAAAUAUCUUUAUCUUAUUGAAACAAAUUUCUCUCUUUUGUUU